Acyrthosiphon pisum (pea aphid) is the source of this 1134-nucleotide messenger RNA. Its product is annotated as tigger transposable element-derived protein 6-like. Gene Ontology annotation, cellular component: nucleus. The transcript is spliced from 2 exons. The record is from RefSeq and is a predicted model, not a curated record. Gene Ontology annotation, molecular function: protein dimerization activity; DNA binding. NCBI's taxonomy places the organism in Eukaryota, Metazoa, Arthropoda, Insecta, Hemiptera, Aphididae. Bases 22 to 1134 code for a protein of 370 amino acids.
ACGAUCUUGUGUUGUGCCAGUAUGACGGGAGAAAAAAAGAAACUGCUUGUUAUCGAGAAGAGUAAGCAACCUCGUUGUUUCAAAGGAGUUAAAGCUUUACCUGUUGAUUAUACAGCGAAUAAAAAUGCAUGGAUGACUCAAAAAAUCUUUAGUCAGUGGUUGAUCAAAUGGGAUAAUGAACUAGACAGAAAAAUUGUACUUUUAGUAGACAACUGCACAGCUCACAAUGUAAGUUUGAACUUGAAAAAUAUAAAACUGGUUUUUUUACCGGCUAAUACCCCAUCACUUAUUCAGCCCUGUGAUCAAGGAAUUAUUCGUACACUUAAAGCUUACUAUAGACUAAAAAUGAGAAAAAGGGUAAUCACUCUCAUUGAUGAAAUGUUUGAAUGUGAAUCAACUUUGACUUUAAAGGCUAAUGACCUUUCCAAGAAAAUCAACAUUCUCGAGGCCUUACACUUUGUCAACGAAGCGUGGAAUAAUAUUAGUGAUGUGACUAUUCGAAAUUGUUUUCGUCACGGAGGCUUCGUCAAAACUGAGGAAGAGGAAGAAGAAGAAGAUGACCAUAGUAAAGACCUCGCUGAAAAAACAUAUGAGGAUUGGAUGGAUAUAGAUCGUGAUAUCCAAACUUCUGAACAGUAUUCUGAGGACCAAAUGUGUCAGUCUAUUAUAAAUGAAAUCACCAAUAACAACGAUGAGGAGAAUGACGAAAGCGAUGAAGAAGAAGUCGACAUCGUAGUUAAACCACCAUCAAAUAAAGAGGUUCUGGAGGCUUUAGACAAAAUAUUAAACAUAAGUCCAGAAAGAUUGAAGGCUGAAAUGAUAGUCCUAAAAAAUAUGAUCAAUAAAGAAAAUUAUGAAAUAGAUGACAUCAUACCUGUUGUAGACAACAAUAUUUUUCCAAAUUUUUGUAAACUUUUGCAAACUGUACUUACUAUACCUAUAUCAUCUGCCUCAUGUGAACGUUCAUUUUCUGUUAUGAGGCGAAUAAAGAAUUGGACUAGAAAUACCAUGACAAAUGAUAGAUUUACAAACUUGUCAAUACUUCAUAUCGAAAGAGAUUUAUCACAUGCAAUAGAAUCAGAAAAUGUACUUAACAUAUUUUCAGAAAAACACAGACGCCUAGCUUAUGUUUGA